Molecule: messenger RNA, 5103 nt
Organism: Salvelinus fontinalis (brook trout)
Lineage: Eukaryota; Metazoa; Chordata; Actinopteri; Salmoniformes; Salmonidae
Gene: galnt3
Product: UDP-N-acetyl-alpha-D-galactosamine:polypeptide N-acetylgalactosaminyltransferase 3 (GalNAc-T3)
Exons: 12
Coding region: 1483-3411 (642 amino acids)
Cellular component (GO): Golgi apparatus
Source: RefSeq, a predicted model, not a curated record
AGUCCACCUGUGGUAAAUGCAAUUGAUGGGACAUGAUUUGGAAAGUCACACCUUUCUAUAUAAGGUCCCACAGUUGACAGUGCAUGUCAGAGCAAAAACCAAUCCACGAGGUCGAAGGAAUUGUCCAUAGAGAUCAGAGACAGGAUUGUGUCGAGGCACUGAUCUGGGGAAGGGUACAAAAACAUUUCUGCAGCAUUGAAGGUCCCCAAGGACACAGUGGCCUCUCAUUUUUAAAUGGAAGAAGUUUGGAACCACCAAGACUCUUCCUAGAGCUGGCCGCCUGGCCAAACUGAGCAAUCGGGGGAGAAGGACCUUCGUCGGGAAUUGACCAAGAACCCGAUGGUCACUCUGACAGAGCUCCAGAGUUCCUCUGUGGAGAUGGGAGAACCUUCCAGAAGGACAACCAUCUCUGCAGCACUCCAACAAUCAGGCCUUUAUGGUAGUGGCCAGACGGAAGCCACUCCUCAGUAAAAGGCACAUGACAGCCCGCUUGGAGUUUGCCAAAAGGCACCUAAAGCACUCUCAGACCAUGAGAAACAAGAUUCUCUGGUCUGAUGAAACCAAGAUUGAACUCUUUGGCCUGAAUGCCAUGUGUCCCAUCUUAGUGAAACCUGGCACCAUCCCUACGGUGAAGCAUGGUGGUGGCAGUAUCAUGCUCUGUGGAUGUAUUUCAGCAGCAGGGACUGGGAGACUAGUCAGGAUCAAGGGAAAGAUGAACGGAGCAAAGUACAGAGAGAUCCUUGAUGAAAACCUGCUCAGGAUCUCAGACUGGGACAACGGUUCACCUUCCAACAGGACAACGACCCUAAGCACACAGCCAAGACAAUGCAGGAGUGGCUUCGGGACAAGUCUCUGAAUGUCCUUGAGUGGCCCAGCCAGAGCCCGGACUUGAACUGGAUUUAAUAUCUCUGGAGAGACCUGAAAAUAGCUGUGCAGCAACGCUCCCCAUCCAACCUGACAGAGUUUGAGAGGAUUUGUAGAGAAGAAUGGGAGAAACGACUCGAGGCUGUAAUCGCUGCCAAAGGUGCUUCCAACAAAGUACUGAGUAAAGGGUCUGAAUACAUAUUGAAAUGUGAUAUUUCCGUUUUUUAUUUUUAAUACAUUUGCAAAAAAUUCUAAACCUGUUUUUGCUUUGACAUCGGGUACUGUGUGUAGAUUGAUGAGGGGGGAAACAUAUAUUUUAUCAAUUUUAGAAUAUGGCUGUAACGUAACAAAAUGUGGAAAAAGUCAAAGGGUCUGAAUACUUAACGAAUGCACUGAGACUCGCCUAUUAUUCGCAUAAGCUAUUCGCCUAUUUCAAACAUAAUAUAUAAUAGAGACGGACUACUCCUGCAUAUGAAAAAGUCACUUCCACAACUCGGUGAGAUUGUGACCUGUAGGCUAAGUACCAAGAAGGACAGGAGAACGGUCACGGUAAAUUGUGUCCCUCGUUGAACCUACUUGACAAGACUCCUACUGCGCACCGGAGUAUUCCUCUUCCGAAUGUCUACCGUGUCCACGUCUUAUCUUUACCACCUCAAGCAUCGAACACUUUACGAAUACCAUCUGCCAGGGGUGACUUGGCAAACAGGAAUAUGUUGGAAUAUGUCUCAGAGGGUCCAACAUGUUUGGUUACCUCCUCUGGUGGUGCAACUGACUGUAAGCCAAAGUCCCUCCCUAGAAGAGCCCUGGCUGAAGGAGAUAGCUGUCAAGCGGGAUGCCGUGCUGGGCAUGGUGAUGGGGGCCGUCAAUAACUUUAGGGAUGCUAUGCCAAAGAUGCAGAUCAAAGCCCCAGUGCGUCAGCAGGACAAUGCAGGGGACUUCUCCUGUUUGCCAGGGACCUACACGGCUGCUGAGCUGAGGCCAGCCCUGGAGCGUCCACCUCAGGACCCCAACAGCCCCGGGGCCUCUGGGAAGCCCUUUCACACAGAUAAACUGAGCCCUGCUGAACAGAAGGAGAAGGACCGGGGAGAGGAGAAACACUGCUUUAACCUCUACGCCAGCGACCGCAUUUCUCUCAGCCGUGACCUGGGUCCUGACACCAGACCACCGGAAUGUAUCGAGCAAACGUUCAAGCGCUGUCCCCCUUUGCUGACCACCAGCGUGAUCAUUGUGUUUCACAAUGAAGGCUGGACUACUCUGCUGAGGACGGUGUACAGCGUCCUCCACACCUCCCCUGCCAUCUUCCUCAAGGAGAUCAUCCUGGUGGACGAUGCCAGUGUGGACGACGCCUUGAAAGAGGAGUUGGAUGAAUAUUUGAAGCGGCUGCACAUUGUGCAUGUGGUCCGGCAGCGGGAGAGGAAGGGCCUGAUCACCGCUCGGCUACUGGGAGCCUCGGUGGCCACCGGAGACAUCCUCACCUUCCUCGACGCUCACUGUGAAUGCUUCAGUGGCUGGCUGGAGCCUCUGCUGGCCAGGAUAGCAGAGAACUACACUGCAGUAGUGAGUCCUGACAUCACUACCAUUGACCUCAACACUUUUGAGUUUAUGAAGCCCUCGCCGUACGGGCAGAAUCACAACCGUGGUAACUUCGACUGGGGCCUGUCCUUCGGCUGGGAGAGUCUACCGGACCACGAGAAACAACGGAGGAAGGAUGAGACCUAUCCUAUCAAGACACCAACUUUUGCUGGGGGACUCUUCUCUAUCUCCAAGGACUACUUCUAUCUCAUCGGAAGCUAUGAUGAACAAAUGGAAAUCUGGGGCGGAGAGAAUAUUGAAAUGUCUUUCAGAGUGUGGCAGUGUGGGGGUCAGCUAGAAAUAAUCCCUUGCUCCAUCGUGGGUCAUGUGUUCCGCACCAAGAGCCCCCACACCUUCCCCAAGGGCACCCAGGUGAUCGCACGCAACCAGGUGCGGCUGGCCGAGGUCUGGAUGGACGACUACAAGGAAAUCUUCUACCGACGCAACCAGCAAGCCGCCCAGCUGGCCAAAGACAGGGCCUUCGGAGAUGUCGGGCGUCGCGUGGACCUCCGGGAGCGGCUGCAGUGCAAGAGCUUCUCCUGGUAUUUGAAAAAUGUGUAUCCAGAGGUCUUCAUGCCCGAUCUCAACCCGCUCCACUUUGGCUCGGUGAAAAAUGUAGGUAAAGACUCGUGUCUGGAUGCAGGGGAGAACAACGAGGGAGGGAAACCGUUGAUCUUGUAUCCAUGCCACGGCCUCGGAGGAAACCAGUAUUUUGAGUACUCGACCCAUCAUGAGAUCCGGCACAACAUUCAGAAGGAGCUGUGUUUGCAUGGGACGGAUGGAGCCGUGAAGCUGGAAGACUGCCAGUAUAAAGGCCGCAACACGUUCGUGGGAGCAGAACAGAAGUGGGAGUUAAGGGAGAACCAGCUAUUCUACAUCCCAGGAUGGAACCUGUGUCUGAGUGCUCGUCAUGAGCACCCCUCCUUGGUGGCCUGUAAUCCCUCAGACAGAUACCAGCUGUGGCUCUACGUCUAACUACAGGACACACAUGGUCCUCGGCACUAGUGGACGAUGUGUGCCUUGGUAUCCUAGAACCAUUAGAACAAGUAGCAAUUGGCGUACAUUUUUUUACGUUUUAUUAUCGAAGUUGAAUUUUAAUUUAUUUUUAUACGUAGAAGAACUGCUGCUGGAAAGUUUGCGAUUUUUGAGAACGUGACCUCGGGAAGGAAACGUUAAAACUGAUACUGAAGACUGUUUUAUUUUACUCCUUCCUUUUUUUUAAAUCAUGAUUUGGGUAAAGGAAUUGUUUUUCUUGUCAUUCACGCCAACCGCUCUCUGUAGAUUGACGGAGGUAGCUGGGACUGUGGAAAGACUUUGGAUGGAUACUGAAUGAAGAGAGAUUUCUUUGAAGAAUACAACUUGUCUUUUUUUCUUAUUGUGUGUACUUCGGAGGCAAAUCAACAUGACAUUUUAUUUAAUUACCAAGGUUUGUUCUUUAUUGCCCACACUGAAUAAUGUAUUAAUAUAAAUGUGAAAACCAACAACAAAAUGGACUGUCAAAUAAUGCAAUAGUGCACUUGCCUCUUGCACAAACUGAAUAACUUCGAUGUUAUACACCAAAGACUAAUCAAGUUUUUUUUUUUUUCUAUUAAAGACAUGCUCCAGAACAUUGGCAACUAGUUAGAUUAUGCAUCCAGCCCAUAGCGGAAGGUUACAAAAAUACUAUGAGGAGAAUAACUGUCUUACCUCAAUUAGACACGAAAAUCUAUUUACUGGAAGCGGUACAGUGUCAUUUUCCUUACAAUUUGAGUUCCAGCCAAUGAGGCUCAGCCCCUCGGAGAGAGAAAUUAUGUGGUGCACAUAUGUGAUGUAUGCAAUUUUCGGGGAUAAUUUUGGGCUCGUAAGCUCUACUUUCAGAACUACUGGCUAAGAAGUAUACGGGAAAAUCUAUUUUAAAAUGUUUAUUAUAGGUUAUUCAAUAUCUACCACUACUGCUUAUUUUUAUUAUGUGAACUAGUCUGUCAGAUGUGACAGGAAAGCACUAGACAUGCAUCCUCCAUUACCACUGCUAGAGGGUCUGAUUUCCCCUCUCAUCCAGCUGGUUUUCCUCACAAGCAGGAGGAUAAAAUAUGAAGUCUCCAAAGUGGUAUUUUAACCAAGGGCUUGAGUCGUGUGGUACUGUUUAAUUGGGCACCUCUAAUUCAUAAUCAUCCGGUAUUUGCAAGAUAAAUCAUUUUCUUUUGCUUUUCCAUAUUGCUUGGCUGGGGUGUUCAAAGGUGUUUUAAUCAUGUAUACAGUUGACCUUUUUCUGAGAAUUUAUCAACAUAGCAUUUUUAAACACAAUUCCAAUCACUCCUGUGGUAUUUGAAAUGACCUGUUGUGUGCACUCUGGUUGAUUUCAAGUUUGAUUGCAAUGAAAUAUUGUCUUUUUUUUGUUGAAAUCUCUCUUAAAUGAAUGUACAUGUUUUUCUAUCAUGUUCAUGGGGAUUGGAAAAGGUAUAUGUGGGCUUAAAUGGGAUCUGUAGAAAGGGAAAAAUGUUAACUUGGUUUACAACAUGAUUGUAUUAUAUAUAUUUUUUGAUUCAAGUCUCAGAGCUCCCAGUAUCACACAAAGGUCAGUGUUUCGAUGCAAGGGUGUGGGCUAGUUUUUACGAAUCUAUGGGAGAAUGCUAACUGACAAUGGAAUGUUAGAAUUUUGUUGAAUAUUAAAAAUGUCUGGGACUUAAA